AUGUCAGCAAUUAGAGCUUCUCCAAUUUUGAAGUCAAACCAAUCCUUCAAAUUAUUGGCAGGCUUGGUUGGUUCCGGUGCGGUUUUGUAUUAUCUCAACAACACCAACCAAUACAAUUAUAGCCAAGGUAAUAAUGGUGGGAACAAGCACCAAUUUGGUGGCUUCAAAAAAGCCGCACCGUUGUUAGGAGCCAGCUUCCUCAUCAAUAAGGCUGACCCACCUAAGGAAGGUGAUUACGAGUCUUAUCAAGAAAUCUACAAUGAAAUUGCCGAAAAGAUGAGAAAUGAAGACGAUGCUGAUGACGGUGCAGGAAGAUACGGAUUACUUUGUAGAUUAGCAUGGCAUUCAUCUGGUACUUACAAGAAACUGGAUAAUACGGGAGGUUCGUAUGCAGGUACCAUGAACUACCUGCCAGAAUCUACUGAUGGGGCCAAUGCUGGUUUAGAAUACGGUAGAGCAUUCCUCUUGUCUAUUAAGGAAAAGCACGAGUGGAUCAGUCACGGAGAUUUAUGGACCUUGGGUGGUGUUGUAGCAGUUCAAGAAGCUGGUGGUCCUAAGAUUAAGUGGAGAGCAGGUAGAGUAGACAGCCCUCCAAAUAACGCUGACAAAAUUCCCGAAAAUGGUAGAUUACCAGAUGCUUCUCAAGGUGCCGAUCACAUCAAGUCUGUUUUCGGCAGAAUGGGAUUCAAUGACCGUGAAACUGUUGCCCUUAUUGGUGCUCACUGUUUGGGUAAAUGUCACCCUUCAAGAUCUGGUUUCGAUGGUCCAUGGGGUCCAUCUUUGACUAUGUUUACCAAUGAUUUCUUUGUCAGAUUAUUACAAAACUGGCAUGUAAGAAAGUGGGAUGGACCAAAGCAAUACCAAGAUGACGAAUCCAAUUCAUUCAUGAUGUUGCCUACUGAUAUUGCAUUAAAAGAAGAUUCUUCAUUCUUGAAGUAUGUCAAGAUCUACGCUGCUGACCAAGAUGUUUUCUUCAAGGACUUUGCAGCUGCCUACGCUGCUUUAUUAGAAAGAGGUGUUGAUUUCCCAAGAUUCUCAAAGACUUAUACUUUCAAGACUUUAGAUGAGCAAGAAUAA
Dujonia railenensis is the source of this 1077-nucleotide messenger RNA. The record is from the annotation of a GenBank genome assembly. Lineage: Eukaryota; Fungi; Ascomycota; Pichiomycetes; Serinales; Debaryomycetaceae.